GGCAGCGCCAUUUUGAAUGUGCGGCUGCCGCGGGCGUUAGUGCGGUAGGCAGGGCUGCGGGCUCCGGUAUCUAGCGGUCUUCUGACUUCCCAUGCUUCGUUUCCAUAGAUACAUGUAGAGACAUAUACAUAUAUCUAGGCCUGUAUUCGGUAUUUGAGGCGAACUCACUAAGAUGAUGUUAAGAGGAAACCUGAAGCAAGUACGCAUUGAGAAAAACCCGGCCCGUCUUCGCGCGCUUGAAUCCGCGGCCGGCGAGAACGAGCCGGUGGCCGCGGCGGCCAUGGCGCUGGCGCUGGCGGGAGAGCAGGCACCGCCUGCCCCAGCGCCCCCGGAGGACCACCCGGAGGAAGAGAUGGGGUUCACCAUUGACAUCAAGAGUUUUCUAAAGCCGGGUGAGAAGACGUACACGCAGCGCUGCCGCCUCUUUGUAGGGAACCUGCCCACCGACAUCACCGAGGAGGAUUUCAAGAGGCUCUUCGAGCGCUACGGCGAGCCCAGCGAGGUCUUCAUCAACCGGGACCGUGGCUUCGGCUUCAUCCGCUUGGAAUCCAGAACACUGGCUGAAAUUGCAAAAGCAGAGCUGGAUGGCACCAUUUUGAAGAGCAGACCUCUCCGAAUUCGUUUUGCUACACAUGGAGCAGCUCUAACCGUCAAGAACCUCUCUCCAGUUGUUUCCAAUGAGCUUCUAGAACAAGCAUUUUCCCAGUUUGGUCCAGUAGAGAAAGCCGUUGUGGUUGUGGAUGAUCGUGGUAGAGCUACAGGAAAAGGUUUUGUAGAAUUUGCAGCAAAACCUCCUGCACGAAAGGCUCUGGAAAGAUGUGGUGAUGGGGCGUUCUUGCUAACAACGACUCCUCGUCCAGUCAUUGUGGAGCCCAUGGAGCAAUUUGAUGAUGAAGAUGGAUUGCCAGAGAAGCUAAUGCAGAAAACUCAGCAAUAUCAUAAGGAAAGAGAACAACCACCACGUUUUGCUCAACCUGGAACAUUUGAAUUUGAGUAUGCAUCUCGAUGGAAGGCUCUUGAUGAAAGAAAACAGCAGCGUGAGCAGGUUGAUAGAAACAUCAGAGAAGCCAAAGAAAAACUGGAGGCAGAAAUGGAAGCAGCUAGGCAUGAACACCAAUUAAUGCUAAUGAGGCAAGAUCUGAUGAGACGUCAGGAAGAACUCAGACGCUUGGAAGAACUCAGAAACCAAGAGCUGCAGAAACGGAAGCAAAUACAACUGAGACAUGAAGAGGAACAUCGUCGUCGUGAGGAAGAAAUGAUCCGACAUAGAGAACAGGAGGAAUUGAGGCGACAGCAGGAAGGCUUUAAACCAAACUAUAUGGAAAAUAGAGAACAGGAAAUGAGAAUGGGUGAUAUGGGUCCCCGUGGCAUAAACAUGGGAGAUGCGUUUAGCCCAGCACUGCUGGGUAACCAAGGUCCUCCUCCAAUGAUGGGUAUGAAUAUGAACAACAGGACUAUACCUGGCCCACCAAUGGGUCCUGGUCCUGCCAUGGGACCAGAAGGAGCUGCAAAUAUGGGAACUCCAAUGAUGCCAGAUAAUGGAGCAGUGCACAAUGAUAGAUUUCCCCAAGGACCACCAUCCCAAAUGGGUUCACCUAUGGGGAAUAGAACAGGUUCUGAAACACCUCAAGCACCAAUGAGUGGUGUAGGUCCUGUGAGUGGUGGUCCUGGUGGCUUUGGUAGAGGAAAUCAAGGGGGCAACUUUGAAGGUCCUAAUAAGCGUCGUAGAUAUUAAACAUUCUUCCAUUCCUGGCUAUUAGAAAAAAAAAAAAAAUUCAGUGGUAUGCCUUUACACUUUUACCUGUUACCUAAAAGAAAUGGUUUAUUGUUAAUGUAUGUAGACAUAAAAUUUUUCUUUGUAAGA
This is a messenger RNA of Sciurus carolinensis (gray squirrel), 1864 nucleotides long. RefSeq names its product paraspeckle component 1 (gene Pspc1). The record is from RefSeq and is a predicted model, not a curated record. Gene Ontology annotation, biological process: regulation of DNA-templated transcription. Gene Ontology annotation, molecular function: RNA binding. NCBI's taxonomy places the organism in Eukaryota, Metazoa, Chordata, Mammalia, Rodentia, Sciuridae. Gene Ontology annotation, cellular component: nucleus.